Cololabis saira (Pacific saury) is the source of this 2377-nucleotide messenger RNA. RefSeq names its product distal-less homeobox 1a (gene dlx1a). Gene Ontology annotation, biological process: negative regulation of transcription by RNA polymerase II; embryo development; cell differentiation. The record is from RefSeq and is a predicted model, not a curated record. NCBI's taxonomy places the organism in Eukaryota, Metazoa, Chordata, Actinopteri, Beloniformes, Belonidae. Gene Ontology annotation, molecular function: RNA polymerase II cis-regulatory region sequence-specific DNA binding; DNA-binding transcription factor activity, RNA polymerase II-specific. The coding region runs from base 566 to 1327 and encodes 253 amino acids. The transcript is spliced from 4 exons.
CUUCAAUUAUGCAAUUACACUGAUAAUCACAGUGAGGGAAUUUAACUGCCUUUAAUUUGUUAUUCAGGUGGAGAUGGAAGGAUUGCGGAGGAAGCAGCCAGACUGGCUCUCUGCUCUGCACAGACACCAGAAAAGCUGCGGUCUGCAAAUGAAUCCUAAUAAAAUGAAGACCUGCUGGAUACUUUCUUCUGCUUUCACCAGAGGCGUCCUCUUGAAGAUCUCUGACCUUGUCUUACGCGGAUUUGCCUGCUUCGUCUUCUCCAUCACGUGAUAUUAUUUUUAAGUUCUUCGGACCAGCCGCAGCGUCACCAAUCGGCUUCCCUCUUGGAGAGAGUGGACCAAUCAGCGAGAGUCUUUGAUGAAUAUUCAUGAGUCCGAGAUUCAAACCUUUGAGCGAGUUUGUCUUGGUCCACAGCAUCCUUCCCAGGACUUUUCACAGGCGCAAACUACAUUUUCUUAUGAAUGGAAAGAGAAAAAAUCAGUUCGGCUUAAAUUGGGACCCAUCCUUCACUGAGAUCAUAGAAGGAGAACAACAAAAGCAAGACAAGAGGCACCGACAGAAGAGAUGACAAUGACCACGAUUCCAGAAAGUCUUAAUAGCCCAGCUUCGGGAAAAGCCGUUUUCAUGGAGUUUGGACCCCCGAGUCAACAAAUGUCGCCUUCCUCCAUGUCUCACGGACACUAUCCCAUGCACUGUUUACAUUCUGCAGGUCACACGCAGCAUGACAGCUACAGUCCGGCUUCGUCUUUCACCAGAUCUUUGGGUUAUCCAUACGUAAACACCGUCGGCAGCCAUUCCACCAGUCCAUAUCUCAGCACGGUGCAGACUUAUCAAAACAGCUCGGCGCUCGCACAAACGCGGCUAGAGGACGCAGCGCCAGAAACCGAGAAAAACACCGUGGUCGAAGGCGGGGAGGUGCGAUUCAACGGGAAAGGGAAAAAGAUUAGAAAACCAAGGACAAUAUAUUCGAGUUUACAGCUUCAAGCCCUGAACAGGAGAUUUCAACAAACUCAGUAUUUGGCGUUACCGGAGAGAGCGGAGCUCGCAGCGUCUCUGGGACUCACUCAGACACAGGUAAAAAUCUGGUUUCAGAACAAGCGAUCCAAAUUCAAGAAACUGAUGAAACAAGGCGGUAGUACAAUUGAAACUAACGUUUUGGCCACUGGCCGCGGACUUUCGAGCGGUUCUCCCACCGUGGCACCUGUCUGGAGCUCGCCGUCCACCGUGAAGACGUCCGUGGGAACGAGCGGGUCUUACAUCCCCAGCUACACCUCAUGGUAUCCCACCGCACACCAAGAGUCUAUGCAACAGUCACAGCUCAUGUGAAAACGGACACUUCAGUGAACGGGACGGAGAAAAAAAAAAGGCCCCUGCAUCCGCCAAGCGCGGCUCAGGUCUGAUGAUGCUCAACAAUAAUCCCGGAGAUUGCUGCCGCAUCCAGCGCGCUGACACGGAGGCCUCCUCACAGCGAUGCUGGACAGUGGAGAGAUGGAGGAGAAAGGCGCACUAGGAGCUGAAAUGGCACACAAUGCGCCAAGGGCAACAAGUCUCUGAAAGCGGGAAAUAAAUUCAAAUAGACUAAAGGAUUUUUUUUUUUUUUUGCUGCCGUUAAUUUCCUUAUGUUUCUUUCAGUUCUCUUCAUCUUGUUUAUUUGUGUGAACAAUUCUGUUGUUGAGCUGUAGGCUUACAUGUUUAUGAGAAAUCACGUGUUUGUUUACGCAAGAUGUGGGGCCCAAGGUGAUGAUGACCUAAAAUCAAUUUGCAUUAAUUUACAAUUAAAGGCCAAUUAUGCCACAGCAGUGGUUAUUUAACCAAAUAAUCGCUUAUAAAUUCCACCGUAUAAGGCCAUUAUGCUUACAGCAUGUUCAGCCACAGUGAACGCUGUGCAAAGCCUCAAGUCGCAACUAUGUUUAUAUGUGUUUGUUAUUUAAGUUAAAUUAUUCAGAGUAGCUUUUCUGUCAAGGUUGGUCUGUGUUCCUUUUGUAAGGGUGUUUGAAAUAACAACACUGUUGUUAAUGCUGCACUGACGCAAGCAAAGCUUUUUCUAUGCCGUGCCCCGAUGUUAUGUGAAAAAAAUGUAAAAGGCCAGACGAUUUGCUGCUUCGGAAAAAAUAUAAAUUCUCAGAGUGAGCAGCCCAUUUGUCACUGUACUUUUUAUUUUAUUUUAUUUUUUAAUUUUUUUAUUUUUUUUUUGUUUUGUGCUGUUACGCUGUGAAACAGGGUUUAGGCUUUGUGUACUCGUCUAAAUGUGUUUAGCCAUCAUAGAAAAUAUAUAGUUUUGUAUUGAUCACUUUAAUUUAUUGAUCUGUUUCUGGAGUUUAUGUACAUAACGUGCAAAGUUUCAAAAGGAGUAAAAUAUGAUUUGAAUUAUGUCAA